AGCUAAGGGUUGCUUGCACAGCUGCCAUGAAUUACAUCAAUCUGCCCACCGUACUGCCCGUCUCCCCCAGCAAGACCCGGGGGCAGAUCCAGGUGAUCCUCGGGCCCAUGUUCUCAGGAAAAAGCACGGAGCUGAUGAGACGCGUCCGGCGCUUCCAGAUUGCCCAGAAUAAAUGCCUGGUCAUCAAGUAUGCCAAAGACACCCGCUACAGCAGCAGCUUCUGUACGCAUGACCGGAACACCAUGGACGCACUGCCGGCCUGCCUGCUCCGGGAUGUGGCCCAGGAGGCCCUGGGUGUGGCUGUCAUUGGCAUUGACGAAGGGCAGUUUUUCCCUGACAUCGUGGAAUUCUGUGAACUGAUGGCCAAUGCAGGCAAGACAGUGAUUGUGGCAGCACUAGAUGGAACCUUCCAGAGAAAGGCUUUCGGCAGCAUCUUGAACCUAGUGCCCCUGGCCGAGAGCGUGGUGAAGCUGACUGCCGUGUGUAUGGAGUGCUUCCGGGAAGCUGCCUACACCAAGAGGCUGGGCACGGAGAAGGAGGUGGAGGUGAUAGGCGGCGCAGACAAGUACCACUCCGUGUGCCGCCUGUGCUACUUUAAGAAGUCCCCUGUGAAGCCGGCCCCCGGACCAGACAACAAAGAGAACUUCCCGGUGCUGGGACAGCCCGGAGAGGCCUCAGCUGUCAGGAAGCUCUUUGCCCCUCACCAAGUCCUACAGCACAGCUCUGCCAACUGAGAGGACCUGGGGCUGGAACUGCCUCACAAUAGACACUGCUCUGGACAGGCUCAGCUGCUUGUCGCUUCCUCUGGGUUGCUGAGGUUCUUCAGCUCAGCGGGGAGCAGGGUCCUUAGGGCUUGACAUUCAGCCAGAGGUGAAGACAGAGCCACAUGGUUGUUGUGACAUUGGUGGUGCUGGCUUCUUCCUCCUUGGUGGCUUUCACUGCUGAGUUUCAGUCUCUCGGAGCCCCGUCCCUUACCAAGGCUCCAGCCCUCCCUUUGUGCUAAGGCCUGGCCUGCGCUCUCCCACAAUGGCCCCCAGAGCCAGUAUACAGUGGCGUUGGUCUUGCCCUGCUCAGAGCCCCAGCCCUGUGACUCAGGGCUCUUAGAGCUGUGCUUCUUAUGCUAUAGUGUAAAAUAAUUAAUAUUAAAGUUUGCUACUUGAGAGCUUAUUUCUCUUUAACCUGGGUUUCCCCGAAUCUUGCAGUCAGAGCCCGUAUGACUUGGGGGCAGGGAUUUCUUCUGCGUGGUUGGUUUCAGUACAGACAUGGAAAAGGAACCAGGGAAAGCCCAGGGGAUGGUGUUUGUUGCUGGCUCUGGGGGGUCAGGUUUUGUGAACAGGCGCUGUAAUCUGGGCUGAGAAAAAUCACACGCCUUGUAAAGUGGGCUGUGGUAACUCCCUUGAAGGCCAAAGACCUGGGUCUAAGACGCGAACGUGUGUCCCUUCCCUAGUGCUGUGCCCAGCUUCAGACCAUGCUCUAGAGGGAAGGCCUACAGCUCAGAGCCUGGCAUAACACCCUGUUAGUUUAUGCUUCAGAUUUUGAAAGACACCAUCAGAACCCACUACUGAUGGCCUCAUCAUUGCACAAAAGCCAAGAGUUGCCUCAGGGGCACGCUGCUUCCUGAUAGAGAUGGGUCCGCUCUGUGACACGUCCCAGGAACUUAUCAAGACCCAACCUCCUGCACUGUGCCCUUCACUUCUGAUGGGAAACAUCUGCUCUUGAGGGGCAAUCAGGAGCCCCGCCCUGGGCACCCUCCUGGAGGGGGCAGCAGAACCCGGACAAGCUAUCUAGAAGAACCAGUCUAUACGCUGACACUGGCUAUUUUAGGGUGCAGUAGAAGGCAGUGUGAAGAAUGAGACCCCAUCAGAAGAAGCUGCCACCCCAUGCUCAGAGCACACGUCCUGUCUGGACGUGACGGUUUACAGCUUAUUCCCAACACUCAGGAGGCAGAGGCAGGUGGAUCUGAGUCCCAGGACAGACAGCCAGAUCUACACAGUGAGACCCUGGUCUAGCCAAGCAUGGCCGGUGCUUCAGAGUAGGGUAAAUUUUGAGGCCAGCCUGGACUAUGCAGAUACUAUGAAAAGCUGGAGUGUAGCUCAGUUGCUGAGCAUGAAGUCCAGGGUUUGAAACCAAGUGCUGGGGGGAAGGUCAGAGCUUUAUCCUUGGCUACAUAAAU
This is a messenger RNA of Microtus ochrogaster (prairie vole), 2173 nucleotides long. RefSeq names its product thymidine kinase 1 (gene Tk1). The record is from RefSeq and is a predicted model, not a curated record. Gene Ontology annotation, molecular function: ATP binding; thymidine kinase activity. Gene Ontology annotation, biological process: thymidine metabolic process. Lineage: Eukaryota; Metazoa; Chordata; Mammalia; Rodentia; Cricetidae.